Molecule: messenger RNA, 309 nt
Organism: Striga asiatica
Lineage: Eukaryota; Viridiplantae; Streptophyta; Magnoliopsida; Lamiales; Orobanchaceae
Source: the annotation of a GenBank genome assembly
AUGGCCAAAUCUCUAGCUUGUUUGUUCUUCGCCCUCGUUAUCCUAUCAAUCAAUGUCUUUCAUAUCGAGGCCCGAAAUUUGAAGGUAGCCCGAUAUUCAAACAGUGGCCAAGUUAAGCAUUUGAAAAGUUUUCCGAGCCCAGAUGAGUUACGAGGGCACAGAAUUAGACUCGAUGAAGAAUAUCCAAAUACUUUCCGGCCCACGAACCCCGGCCCAAGUCCGGGUAUUGGUCACUCAAAACUUGAUGAAGGAUCCGCUUUUCGACCCACGAAUCCUGGUCCGAGUCCCGGUAUAGGUCAUCCUAACUAA